UAUAAUUAUUUGAAACAAUUCUAAUUUAUUCAAUUCCGAUAUUACAUCAAUUUCAAAUGAUAAGGAAACUGAACCUAUUUUACCAUUAUUGAUAUUGUAAUACGAGUAUUGUUACUAUUGUUAUUAAUUUUCUCUAUUAUUAUUAUUAAUACUAUUACUAUUAUUAUUACUACAAUUAUUAUUAAAAUCUUUAAUACGAGCCAUUCAUUAUAAUAUACAAAUUGAUGAAUGGAUAAUAAUUUUCAUAGGAUGUUUAAAAAAUGUAAUACAUUUAUUUCACUAGUUCUAUAUAAAUAUUAUAUAUUCACAGAAGUUUUGACACAAUACUAUCUUUUGUAUUUGAGCUGAUAUCUUUGAAAAAUUAUUUUUUAUUUUAUUCUUUUUAUCACGUUAUAUAUCUUCAAUUUAGUAUGAGACUCGUUUCGAUAUGUACGACAUCUACCGGAUAUAUUAAAGAAUUACUUCAUGAUUGUACAUGAAACUGUGAUCGUUUACAAAAACUUUUUUAACCAAGUAUGAAUAAAAUAUCAAUUAUGAAUUUUGCAAUCGGUAUAUAGUCAACUGAUAAUGAAAUGCAAGCAAGAAAAUCUCUUGAAUUAACACUAGCUAUACUUAAACCACAUGUUGUUAAAUGUCCUUUCGUGCUUCAGAAAAUUCGUGACUUGAUAAUCGAAAAUAAUUUCAAAAUUGUUAGAACGCGCAGAACUAUCUUGACGUCUGAAGAAGCAGCAUUGUUUUACUUUGAUCACAAAGAUAAGUUCUUUUACAAUCGUCUGUUAACUUUUAUGUGUAGUGGCCCAUCAGAUAUUCAUAUAUUAGCUGGUCAUGAUGCUAUUGUACGAUGGAGAGGAUUGAUGGGUCCUACUAAAACAUAUCAAGCUCAAUAUAUAGCACCAAAUAGUAUUCGAGGUAUGUUUGGUCUUUCGGACACUAGGAAUGCAACUCAUGGGUCGGAUUCUCCAGAAGCUGUGAAACGAGAAAUAGCAAUAUUUUUUGAAGACUUUGAUAUGAAACAGUGGUAUGAAAGAGAAGAAAUAUUUUAUAACUUAGAAAAACUACAAUUUGAUCCAAUAUCUUUUGUACAUAUUAUUGACAAAAGUUCUUUAGUUCCUGCUAAAUGAUAAAAUAUAAUAAGGGAAACAUGCAAAAUAGUUUUGCUAACAAGUAACGAAUUAAAUAAAAUCUAGUUAGAUGAAUUUAUAAAAUAAAAAUGUAACAGAGUCAUAAAUUAGAAUAGAUAUGUUGUAUAAUGUUAAAACAUGAGUAUAUAUUUUUUGGAAAAAUACAUAUAAUAUAUAUUUCAUUGUCACUUGAAAUUGCAAUAUACAAACUAAUUAUAAAUAAUGAGACUAGACAAUUUUCACAUAAAAUGUAUAUACAAAUUAUUUUUUGAUUUGCGAAACGAUUGACUUAAAGUCAAUUGUGCAAAUACAAUAUACAACAUUUUAUUAAUAUAUUUUGUUAAAAACGCUUCCCUGUUUGUACCCAUUUAAUCUGCUAUGAAUCUAACAUUUAAGCAUUUAUUUUCACAUAAACUUUAGGCCUUGAAAAUACUUUUAUAGCUUCCUCUAGUUUAUUCAAUUGUUUUUCAAUUUCCAUUUUCCUUUUUUGAGCUCUGAGUGUAUCUGUUUUUAUUGGCAUCAUGUUUAAUUCGUUAACAUAAUCUUGAUAAUCUGUAAUAAUUACUUUUAGAGGCUUUGUAUGAAAUAUCUUAUUUGUAGCUAUAUUGAAUGAAGUAUUUACAACAGAUCACUUGAAUAUUUUUUAUAGCUUUGAAGAUAGGAAAAAUAUUUCAAGUUGUUUGCUAUCAACAGGGCUAACUUGUGAUAACAAAUAUUUUUCAAAUUAACAUAUUUAGGUCAUCUUUCUUUUUUUAAAUGGUAUUAUAUAUUUUUUUAUAUUUACCAUUCUCUAGAUAAUUUCAUACAAUCAUAAAUAUUUAAGAUCGUGGUAAAAAAAGAGAUGGAAAAUGUUACCAAGAUAUAUUCACGCUUUUAUUAACCCUUAUCGGUCGAAAGUCACCUCUCACGUGACAACAGUACUUUGUCGCUGCCGUCGUACGUCACGUAGGAGGUGACAAGACAGAACAUGUCGAAAUUUGCUUUCUGUGAAAGGCAGGCAUAAUCUCAUCAGUCAAGUCAUCACUGCCUUUUGUACGGAAGUGAUCAAUUUUUAAUAUAACGAAUAAAGAAAAUUUUCUAAAUUUCGAUAAUGAUAGUGACAGUGAAUGUUUUGAAAGAUUUGUGUAGUAAAGCUUAUAUCAAAAAAAUGUCUAGAAAAAAUAAAUAUCAUUACAAUUUAAUAAAACCAUGAAUCUAUUCUAGAAAUUAAAUUUGUCUUUUCAUAUUUGUAAUUUUAAAUGAUUUUGAAUAAUUAAAAUCAUUAUGUUUAAAAAUCAUGGAUGUCUGAAAAUAAGAGUGACUUAUAUUUCUUCUGAAACCCUUCCUACAAAUUUUUACUAUUUUUUCUGUAUCAAAUAAUUAUUACUUGAAACAUUUUAUUCUAUCUUUAAAGUUAAAAUAUGUUGACUUGUUUUAAAUGCCUCACCCAAUAUAGUGCAAUUAAUUUAAAAAAUAUACUUUUUUUCAGCAUUCGCAAGGUCUCCUGACGCUCGUGGUCCGGUAAGGGGACAUGACCUUCUGGACAUUCAGGGCAGAAUGCAGCAGUUUUAGCUUCUUCUGCUUUUUGUUGAGCUUCCUUUCGAUCCUUAAUAUAUCUGAGAUAAAAAAUUAAUUACUUAAACAAUUAUAUGUGUCAAAUAUAUAUCAUUAUAUCUUUUCAAAAAUAAAUAAAAUGCAUAGACAAACACUUAAGUUAAACAUAAAA
Vespa velutina is the source of this 2826-nucleotide messenger RNA. It is a transcript of the gene nmdyn-D6, whose product is annotated as nucleoside diphosphate kinase 6. NCBI's taxonomy places the organism in Eukaryota, Metazoa, Arthropoda, Insecta, Hymenoptera, Vespidae. The transcript is spliced from 3 exons. Gene Ontology annotation, molecular function: nucleoside diphosphate kinase activity. The coding region runs from base 573 to 1121 and encodes 182 amino acids. Gene Ontology annotation, biological process: CTP biosynthetic process; UTP biosynthetic process; GTP biosynthetic process. The record is from RefSeq and is a predicted model, not a curated record.